Messenger RNA from Vicugna pacos (alpaca), 8363 nucleotides. The record is from RefSeq and is a predicted model, not a curated record. Lineage: Eukaryota; Metazoa; Chordata; Mammalia; Artiodactyla; Camelidae.
AAAGGUACUUACAACUCAAAGUGGAAACAUGAGUGUGUCCUGCAGCCUCCUCACGUGUGCCUUGACCCGCUUCGGAUGAGUCUGGCCCCUCUCUGCUCUGCUGACCCCGCCCUUCCCACCACGCCCGCCCCUCCCCGGGAUGGUUGGUGGUUCAGCCGGCUUUGUUUGCCCGACUUCACCUGCCCUUUGUCCUCAAUGACUCCUUCUUCAGUGCCCCCUCCUCCUCGUUCCCAAGCUAACUUAGAUAUUUUCCUCAGUGGAGAUGAUUUCAUCCAAGACUUAGCCCCAAAGCCACUUUUAGGACAGUAACUUUCUCGCCUUAUAAUAUUUUGGAUCAGAUUCUCUUGUUCAUCUUGCUUUUUAAAUUCUUGUCUCUACCCCCUACCACCGUUUCUUGCCCCUCUUUCUUGCCCUCCCCCUACACAAACACGCCAUGUAACUCUAGUCUCAAAACUUCUUCCUCCAAAGGCAGUCUGAGGGUUGCCCCUGAAGAAGACGGACCUCCUCCACAUGGUGACAUGAGAGUGAGUGUGCAUGUGCUGGUGGUGAUGGUCUGGGCCUCGGAGCCUGAGCCCAGAGCGGAACGGGGGCAGGUUCCCCCGCUCUCACCCUCAGCACCCGCUCUCAGUCCGGCACCAGCUGCCUGGAACCAUGGCUCCUUUGAAAUUUGUUUUGCAGCCUUUCUUUAAGGCGUGUUUUGUACUCUCAUCUUUAAAUUGGGGGUAAACAUAGAAAGAAGUGAGGCAUUGGUUUCACAGGGAACUAUAUGCGAUAUCUUGUAAUAAUAUUUAGUGGAAAAGAAUAUGAAACAAACCUAUGUGUGUAUAUGCGUGACUGGGACUUUGUGCUGCACACCAGAAAUGGACACGUUGUAACUGACUGCACUUCAGUCAAAAAGAGAAGAAGUGGGGUAUAGGGUUAAUUAGAGCAGCUUCUCAAAAGAGCAGAAGAGGUGAAACAGAAACUUAAGUUCUUAUAGGCUGCUAGUUACAAAGAUACCACAAAAGUACUCUUUGCCCUUCUCUUUUUUUGAAGGAAGCCUGUCUGCCUUCCUUCUUUCUGCCUUCUUGCUCUUUUUCACUCUACCUUUGAAAACACUGUUGCUUCUCCCCGUUUUGCUGCAUGUUGCAGUGAUCAGAAAUAGGGUUUCUAUUAACCACGGGGGGUAACUUCCUUCCUCUCCUGUGGCUGUUUUGCCGUGUAAGUCGUCACACUCUUUACUGCUAGACUCCACAGCCUUCCUUCUUCCUUUCCGUAGUCCUGGACUGACCACCUGCCGUCACAUCCCUUGGGAAUUCUGCUCUGAGCGGUGUCUCUGCAGGCAUCUUACUGUGAUUUGCCCUCCUGGCAGCAGAAGCAGCUACUGUUCCUCUGACGAAAUUCCAUUAUCUUUUUCUGCUCUGCGCUCAUUUCUGAGUAGUUAACAGUUUCCAGAAGAUAGAGUAUUCUCUUUACCCUCCAGAGAUUUAAAUAGGCACAUUUUAAAAAUUGCGUCUCCAUGAAGAUUGAAGGAGAAAUGUGGCAUCAGAAGGCUGCAAGGAGCUUCUGGAGAUCGUCUCUGUGUCGCCCUCCUGCACUGGGCUGCUCUCCUGAAGCCGUCGCAGCAGAAGUGUGGAGAAAUGAGGAGACUGUGUAGAGGGGUGGAGAUAGGCUAGUCUGCGCUGCUGUUUCCUGACUGUGAACUCGGGCAAGGAGAGAAGAAUUAAGCUUUCUAGUAUCUAACACAUGGAUUGGCAAUACUUUGUGGGUAUAAUUACAAGUAGACAUACCCAUGCCCACAAAUGUGGACGUGUUUACCGUUUUUGCUGAUACAGGUCAUGCAAGACAAGAUAAUCUGCCUUCCGAAAAGAGUUCAGCCUUCUCAGAACCACUCUUCUGUUUCAAAUGUCUCUCAAGCCGUGGCCAGUACCAUCCCACUGCCUCCACCGAAACCGUCUCCUACUAACCCGGUCACAGUGGAAAUGAAAGGCCUGAAGACAGACCUGGACCUUCAGCAGUACAGCUUCAUCAACCAGAUGUGCUACGAGCGAGCCCUCCACUGGUAUGCCAAGUACUUCCCUUACCUCGUCCUCAUCCACACACUGGUCUUCAUGCUCUGCAGCAACUUUUGGUUCAAAUUCCCUGGCUCCAGCUCCAAAAUCGAGCACUUCAUCUCCAUCCUGGGGAAGUGUUUUGACUCUCCCUGGACCACACGGGCUUUAUCUGAAGUGUCCGGGGAGGACUCCGAAGAAAAGGACAACAGGAAGAACAACGUGAGCAGGUCCAACACCACCCAGUCCGGCCCGGAAGGCAGCCUGGUCACCUCCCAGUCCCUGAAGUCCAUUCCUGAGAAGUUUGUGGUCGACAAGUCCACGGCGGGGGCUCUCGAUAAGAAGGAGGGUGAGCAAGCCAAGGCCUUAUUUGAGAAGGUGAAGAAGUUCAGGCUGCACGUGGAAGAAGGUGACAUACUCUACGCAAUGUAUGUUCGCCAGAUGGUACUUAAGGUUAUAAAAUUCCUAAUCAUCAUUGCAUAUAACAGCGCCCUGGUCUCCAAAGUCCAGUUCACAGUGGACUGUAAUGUUGACAUUCAAGACAUGACCGGAUACAAAAACUUCUCUUGCAACCACACCAUGGCCCACCUGUUCUCAAAGCUCUCCUUCUGCUACCUGUGCUUCGUAAGCAUCUAUGGACUGACGUGCCUGUAUACCUUGUACUGGCUGUUCUACCGUUCCCUGAGGGAGUACUCGUUUGAGUACGUCCGGCAGGAGACUGGAAUCGACGACAUUCCAGAUGUGAAAAAUGACUUUGCUUUUAUGCUUCAUAUGAUAGAUCAGUAUGACCCUCUGUAUUCCAAGAGAUUUGCAGUGUUCCUGUCUGAAGUGAGCGAAAACAAACUGAAGCAGCUGAACUUGAAUAACGAGUGGACUCCUGAUAAACUGAGGCAGAAGCUGCAGACGAACGCCCAUAACCGCCUGGAACUGCCUCUCAUCAUGCUCUCUGGCCUUCCAGACACUGUUUUUGAAAUCACAGAGUUGCAGUCUCUGAAACUUGAAAUCAUUAAGAACGUGAUGAUACCAGCCACCAUUGCUCAGCUCGACAACCUCCAGGAGCUCUCUCUGCACCAGUGCUCGGUCAAGAUCCACAGCGCGGCACUCUCUUUCCUGAAGGAAAACCUCAAGGUCUUGAGCGUCAAGUUUGAUGAUAUGCGGGAGCUGCCCCCCUGGAUGUACGGACUCCGGAAUCUGGAGGAGCUCUACCUGGUUGGCUCGCUAAGUCAUGAUAUUUCCAGAAAUGUUACCCUUGAGUCUCUGCGGGAUCUCAAAAGCCUUAAAAUUCUCUCCAUCAAAAGCAACGUUUCCAAAAUCCCGCAGGCAGUGGUGGAUGUUUCCAGCCAUCUCCAGAAGAUGUGCAUUCACAACGACGGCACCAAGCUGGUGAUGCUCAACAAUCUGAAGAAGAUGACCAACCUGACCGAGCUGGAGCUGGUCCACUGCGACCUGGAGCGCAUUCCUCACGCCGUGUUCAGCCUGCUCAGCCUCCAGGAGUUGGACCUCAAGGAAAAUAAUCUGAAAUCUAUAGAAGAGAUCGUUAGCUUCCAGCACUUGCGAAAGCUGACCGUGCUCAAGCUGUGGCACAACAGCAUCGCCUACAUCCCAGAGCACAUAAAGAAGCUCACCAGCCUGGAGCGCCUGUCCUUCAGCCACAACAAGAUAGAGGUGCUGCCUUCCCACCUCUUCCUGUGCAACAAAAUCCGAUACCUGGACUUGUCCUACAACGACAUUCGAUUUAUCCCACCUGAAAUCGGAGUUCUGCAAAGUUUACAGUAUUUCUCCAUCACUUGUAACAAAGUGGAGAGCCUGCCAGAUGAACUCUACUUCUGUAAGAAACUGAAAACUCUGAAGAUUGGGAAAAACAGCCUAUCAGUACUUUCCCCGAAAAUUGGAAAUUUACAAUUUCUUUCCUACUUAGAUGUUAAAGGCAAUCACUUUGAAAUCCUCCCUCCCGAACUGGGUGACUGCCGGGCUCUGAAGCGAGCUGGCUUAGUUGUAGAAGAUGCUCUGUUUGAAACCCUGCCUUCUGAUGUCCGCGAGCAGAUGAAAACGGAGUAACUUAUUUUUGUUUAAAGUUGGGCUGAAACACGCUUCUACCAAAUACAGUGUAAAUAAUUAGGUAAUCUUAAUGCCUUUCCUACUUUUUUUCUUUUUCACACAAAACAAAAUGUGCACAAAGAAUGAGUAAGGAGUAUGUAUUUUUUAAUAAAAAUUUAAUUGUAUUUUUUCAAAAUUAAUAUUUUAAAGUUUUAUUUGUCCUGGAACCUAAUGUAUCUAUUAUUGUUUUCUACUGACAAAAACAUGGUUCCAUCUGUUUUUUGUUUUGUUUUGUUUUGUUUUUGUUUGGUUUGUUUUGGGGGUUUUUUUCGUUGUUUUUUUUCCCCCCAGUUCAUUCUUGUGAAAGGGAGGGAAUUUUAGUUGCAUGCUUUCUGGUGUUUCUUAAAUAGAUGAAGAUAUUUUGCCAAGGUCGUAUUUAGCUUGUUUACAUCUCUACAAGGUCCUUAUUGUUGGUUUUCAUUGUAUGUGAACCAAGGAAUCUGUGCUAGUUAUUUUAAUACCAGCUGCCUUCUCCAUCAGCCAAGUCCUUCAUGCUACAGAAAACUCUUCUCUGGAGUGUAAAUUCACGUAAGUGCAUUGCCAUAGACGCUUCACAUUUUCUCCUUGCCUCCAACAGAACCCUAAGUUAUAUUCUUUCAUAAACCUAACAGGCAAGAAUUUUUGUGAGUAAAGACAAUAAUCUUCCAAGGUCAAAUGCUUGAAUUGGUCAUUUAUAAUUUAAAUGAUUUAAUUUUUACCAACAUUUUUAAAAUAUCAUUUAAAAAUGAAAUACAGAGAUUCCUCCCCUUUAAUACCAACAUUGCUAUGCAGUACUGGUGAGCAACCUUAGAGAAGCUAGAUUUAUUUUAAUUAAAAUAGGUAAUUAAAUUUAAAAAUCAUAGAAUUAGAAGCCUGGUUUUUUUUAGUAAUUUAAUCAUCUUUGAUAUCUUGAUAUGUGAAUACAUCUGAUGGAAAAAAAAAAUGCACUACUGAAGCACUCUGUUACAGAGUUGAUGCACUCCAGCCAGGCUGACCGACCCUCUGGGCAGUGCAGCUGUGGGGAGCUGUUCAAAUUCUGCCUGUUACAUGAAACGAUCCAUGUAUGUGUAUGUAUGUUAACCAGUCUCCCUCAAGCCUGCCCUUCCUGCAAAUGCUAGUGUUGCAGGCACAGAAACUGCUCUCUUUGGCAUCAAAUAAGCAUAUCUCAUCUGAAAUGAUUUUGUUACUCUUUUUUCCAAGUGUGAAUAACUUGCUAAGCAGAUAUCACUUAGAAAUAGUCUUUGCCUGGUGUCAGCAGAGCUUUCAUUUAUCUUUGGACUUAAAAAUCCAACAUAGUAUGGGUUUGGGGCAAAAUUUUUCACUGACUGCUAAACAGUAUAGAAUGGGAACAUGAAAACACUAUUUGUGCUCUCAGCCUGGGACAGGUCCCACCUAAAUGGGAACUUUGUUUCAUUCUCCAGCUUUGCACUGAGUGUUUCUGAAACCCUGGUCUGAGCUAAGGGACUUCUGCGACUUAGUGAAAGGCAGUAGGAAGAUGGUUUGGGGUUUAAAAAUGCUGCUUCUAAAAUUUACUCCUUGACCCUGGUGACUUUGCUUAAUGCUACUUUGAGUCAUUCACGGAACACAGCUAUGGGAACUACUCAGCAGAUACAGGUACCUCAGCUGUGUUUUAAAUAUUAUGAUACAUCAUGGAGUAAAGGAUUAGGGGAAGAGAUGCUUUUCGUUUAUUUAAUAAUUGAAUCAUGUAGACCAAGGUGCUUUGCUGUUUCUGCUCUGUGUUCAAGUGUUAGAAUGGUGAUUUUAUAAAGCUGGUUUCUUUCCACCUGGAAUUGAAACAAUAUGUUUAGAAUAGUGACAUGGUUAUAUUUCUUGUAGGAUAAAAUAUUCAAUUCUAGAAUGUUGUUAGGAUCCUGAUUAUAAACAAUGUGUUGUACUUAGAACCUGUUUUAAGCAAACAAAAUACCCUACAAGAUUGUGCGUGGCUGGGCACGACAAGGCUGCAUACCCCCCUGUUCAAAGGUGAACUUUGAUAACUACUGGUGAAACACUGGGUGCACUGUUUUUCUGGUGAAAAUUUAUAGUUAUUUUCUAUAUCACCCUUUAAAGGGGAUCUAUUCAGGUUAAAAAUCAUAUUUAUGCUGAAGUCUCUAUCUGGUAUUAACUCAUAAUCUCACAUGGGUUCCUAACUGAAGUAAAUCGCUAAUAAUUAGUCUUUGUGACAGUUUGCUCGAAAUGCCAAAAGAAUUUGAUUUGCUUUCUUAAUGAUUUCACAGGCUCUAACCUAAGUUCUAAAUAACAUCCAGUCAAUCAGUAUAAGUUCUAUGACUUUAGUUUUAACUAGGAAAAAAAAAUGCAUAGAUGUUUCUAUUAGAUUUUAUAAAAAUUCAAAGUGCUCAAACUUCAUCUUGAGUCUAAAUUUUCUGACUCUGGCCCUUUUUAAUAUUGUCUAUUUUUGUUCACAUUCUUAAGUAAAAAGCAUUUAAUUACUAUUUAGCCUUUAAAUGGGAAACUCAGGUAAAUGAACUGCUGACUUUUCUAAAGUCCUUCAGUGAAUCAACUCAGUGUUCAAAGGGGUAUUUACCUAAUCCCUUUCGUAUUUUACAAGUGCUCUUGCUAAAAAGGAACAACUAGCUCUAUUUCUCCAGCUUCUGCAGACUUCAUGAGAAGCUGCUCGUGUGCAUAUAAAGGCAUCCAUCAUAUGCACCGUUAAACCCUGUGGCUACUGGACACCGACACCCAGGAUGAGUGUGCUUUUGGGUCAGUGUUAAUGGUUAAGUGUAGAACAGACAACUGUUUGGUGAUGAUCUGGCUGAAAUAGAGUGUCUACAUAUAUCCCAGUGGAACUCGCCCGAGAAGAGCACGCCUCAGGAAGCCAGCUAUGGGGUGGCUUUUCAUUUUGUUUUGUUCUUGACACGGCACUUUUAAUGUGAGAGUUCUUGGUGCAGUAAACCCUGACCCUUGCACUGGUAAAGUCCCUGGUUGCUCCCCGCCUUUCCCCUGCCCUCGGUGCCCCAGGCGCUGCUGCGAUGAGUUCUGAUGGUUCACGUGGCUUCCUGGGCAGCAGGCGCUGCUCCUCCAGGAAGACUCGGGCACGAAGCUUGCUGCGAGGGUUUUGCUCAUUUAGAGAUGCCUCCUUAUCUGCCUCUCUGGCCGUCUUUGUAGAGAGGGGUCUAAGCAACCUGGAGUCUCCCUUUGGUUACUCGGGAUGAGGAAAGUCCAUGUUUCUGCCAUGUGCUAUCUCAUGAUUUCUGGUAUUAAGAAAAAGAAGAAAAAAUCUUUGUAUCUCUAGUCACCACUUCCCCCAGGAGGAGCUUUGCUGUCGUUUAUGUUCCUAAUUCUAAGAAGAGUCCAUUUUCUAAGUAGUUUAUUUUACUCUCUAAUUUCAUACCAAAUACCUGAUCAGUAGUGAUGAUGUAUUUAAACAGCGAACAGUCAUGAUCCAUCUUUAUGAAAACUGUCAGCAGUACUUAGUAGUGAAUAGAUAAGAUAAAUUUCAAAACAAUUUCUAUUUGCGAUUAGAGACUAAAUUAAGAUUCAGUUUACAUUCUCCUUUAAAUCCGGAAUGUGGUGAUGCUGUUCAAGCAGUCCUCAUUUUGGGGAGGGUCUCAAUAACUCAGGGUUUUAGUGAGGGGAAUGCCUCAGGGUCUGUGAGUUUGUCUCAUCUUUUCUUGUCUAUUGAGACACAUUGCAAGAAAACUUGGGCAGUCUUGACCAGACCAGUCAUGGCUUUUCAGACUUAGGGCUCAGUGACAUGCUUCUAAUACGGUUUCAUGCCAGCCUUCCAAACUCGGUAUCCACUCUGACUCCAUCUUCCCAGAGCCUUUCACUGAUAAAGGUAACAUCCUUCAGUUCAUUUUGGGGAGAGGGAAGAGGGUCUCCUCCUGCCCCAAGGAAUUUUUUUCUAAUCAAAAGAUCUUAAAAGGGGGAAUAUAACUUUAAACAACUUAAUUUCUCAGCCAUGUUAAAUACCAGUUCCUGUGCAUGAUUUUGACUGUGGUAUAAAUUUGCUCUCUGCUGAAUGCCGUUCCCUCUCCCACCUGACUGAUGAGUAUCUUUACUGGGUUGACCCUCAAUGCCUUAUGUGCUCACUUGGUUUUCCUUUUGCUGCUGUUUUCUCCACUGUAUGUAUUCAGAUUGUGUCAAAUGCGGGCAGAACCUCUACAGCCGUCAAGAAAAUGCUUGAAAGUUUGAUAUGUCAUAGUGUAAAUUUAUGAUUGGUGUCUUAAUGUUAUUUGGCUAAGUAGCCCAUAGGAACAGAAAAUAGCCUAAAUAAAGUCGUUUUUGUAAUUUAAGGUU